UACAGCCUCCUUAUCACUCGAGCUGGCAUCUACGAGGGUAAACAAUUGGACUUACCGUUCAACAGAAUGCUCGUCAACCAAGAGGAGACAUAUGGGCUGAUUAAAAGUUGCCUGGUAAUUAGUUCAUCCACAGUUUGCAGCUCGGAAUCCUUGACUAAACUGGAAGAAAACACCUGCUUACCACGGUUACUGAAAGGGGGAGACGCCAGCUGCCAAUUUGCAAGGCGAAACGAAACGCUCAUAGAGCUGGUCAACGAUAACACGCUUUUUAUUUCAAACUACCAAGGCGUGGUUAAGAGUCAUAACGAAUCAAGCGUCAUAAACGGCACCUAUGUGAUCCAACUGAACAACGAGACAAUAAGGAUUGGCGAACAGGAGUUUACUAGCAGUGAAGUCGUUACAGCCCACGCACUGCCAGCUGUUGUGUCGAAGAUAAAGAACAACACAAUGAAGAAGCUAUUUCAAUUUUCGCAAUACUAUGCAUUGCCACCAUGUUAUGGAGAUGCUACACAAAAAGCCUGGAUCUUCCACCAGUUCAAAUUCCAACACAUUGGGACGGGAACAGCGUUAACAAAAACCCUAAAAGAAGAUCAGCUCCUCAACUAUAUUGCCUAGAUAAUAGCCCACCAGCCACAACGAUCGAGAACAUAACAUCGGAAGACCGUAACCAGUCACUGCAAAAUUUUACCCCUUCACGAUUUUCAACUUUUGAUCUGCGGGACGCAGAUCUUUAAAGGGGGAGGAGUUAUCACACCCAUAAUCCCAAUACCUACCAAUGGCGCACCCUUUACUCACGUUGCCGUGCAUGUGAGUUUGUUGGCCAAUAUAGAACUUUCGCUGACGUAGUCCACGCGCAAGAGAAUGGUAACACAACACGAUCAAUAACCCAUGGGAAGUGCAGC
Rhagoletis pomonella (apple maggot) is the source of this 902-nucleotide messenger RNA. RefSeq lists its product as uncharacterized. Bases 67 to 615 code for a protein of 182 amino acids. Lineage: Eukaryota; Metazoa; Arthropoda; Insecta; Diptera; Tephritidae. The record is from RefSeq and is a predicted model, not a curated record. The transcript has 2 exons.